AUGACGGCCGACGAGGAAGAAAGAGCCAACGCUUCGAGAGCGCUAAGGCUGGCAGGGUGGGGCUCGAUUUUCUAUCUCAUCACGACGGACAUCCUGGGCCCGUUCAAUGCUCCGUAUGCCAUAUCGCAGGUUGGGUGGGUUCCUGGAGUAGUGCUUUAUUUCGUUAUGGGCAUUAUGGCGCUCUACACCGGGUUGAUCCUUUGGCGGCUGUUCAUUCGCCUAGAUUCUGUUCGAUAUCCACUGAAGACGUACGCUGACAUAGCUGAACGAAUCUUCGGGCGCGGGGCGAGGCAUGUGGUGAACAUCCUGCAGAGUAUUCAGUUGUUGGUUAAUGUCGCUACAAUUUGUCUCGCGAAUGGACAAUCACUUUCGCAGAUUUCCAAAGGGAGGCUUUGCUUCUCGGUCUGCAUCGUUAUUUGGACCGUAGUCGGCUUCGUUAUUGGACAAAUUCGUACGCUCAAGAAUUACGGCUGGCUCGCGAACGGCGCUGUUUGGCUGAAUCUCAUCAUUAUCUUCACUUCUAUGGGAUUCGUGGCACACAGCCCGCCCAACGUCGCCGCGGCCAUGCAAUCUCUCGGCGUGUCCCCUGGUCCCGUCCAGACGCAGUUGUUCGGCACACUCCCCUUGUUCAAGAAGGUCAACGGGAUCAUGAACAUGGUCUUCGCAUACGGCGGAGCGAUGAUCUUCCCCGAGAUGAUGGCUGAGAUGAGGCGCCCGAUGGACUUCUGGAAGGGCAUGACGCUUGCGCAGCUGUUGAUUUUCGUGGCGUAUCUGCUGUAUGGGGCCUUCGUCUAUGCAUUCCAAGGCCAAUUCACCCUUCCGCUUGCGUUCCAGGGCGUUAGCAAGUUUGCGUGGCAGACACUCGGAAAUGUAAUCGCACUCAUUACGGGAAUCAUUGCUGCUGGACUCUACGGAAACAUCGGAAUUAAGGUCAUCUACAUCAACAUCAUCGAGGACUGGUUUGGCGGUCCUAGACUGAUGACGCCCAAAGGUCGCGUCAUCUGGACGAUCAUGGUAUUCGCCUACUGGGCACUCGCCUUUAUUAUUGGCUCCGCCAUCCCGCAAGUACAGACCAUCACUGGCCUCAUCGCGGCCAUCGCCAUCAUGCAAUUCACCUAUUCCUUCCCGCCGCUCCUCCGGUUCGGGUACGACGUCAUCACGGACGCGAUGUCCCAGGACGCGGCGUAUGUGCCAGGAUCCGGUGCUAGUGGGAGGGUGGAUGGUUGGAAGGAGUGGUCGAGGUGGAAGAGGGGUCUGUUCGGAGGAAGGUGGUACUUUAAACUCUUCAACUUUAUUCUCUUCCUCGGGGGUAUGGUGAUGGCUUGUCUUGGGAUGUGGGGAGCUGGUGAGUCUAUCAAAGCGACCUUCGAGCAAUCGGGAGCUGCUACGUCGUUCGGGUGCACGGCUCCGGUAUGA
Cyclocybe aegerita is the source of this 1416-nucleotide messenger RNA. Lineage: Eukaryota; Fungi; Basidiomycota; Agaricomycetes; Agaricales; Hemipholiotaceae. The record is from the annotation of a GenBank genome assembly.